Messenger RNA from Owenia fusiformis, 867 nucleotides. The record is from the annotation of a GenBank genome assembly. Lineage: Eukaryota; Metazoa; Annelida; Polychaeta; Sabellida; Oweniidae.
UGGAGAUUAAUACACGUACAUGACUGCUUUAUUUAACUAUGGGAGCAAUUAGUGACACGCCUGAAAACAAGGAAACUGCAUGUGGCAAAGAAUAACUCCACCCCUGAUCAUAUAUUUUGGAUUAUCUUCAAGCAUAGGGGGACUUGAUGAUGAUAACGCAUACUAAAUACUGAGCAGAAGAGAUACAACAGGAAACAGGAGUCUAGUGAACUGUAGAUACCGUACACUAAUAAUAUAGACGUUGGAACUGAUUCAUACUCAACAUGGGGAAGAAACAUAGCAAAUUAACAUCACAGGAUUUAGAUGAUUUAAAGAAAAAUACAUAUUUUACAGAAAAAGAACUUUUACAAUGGUACAAGGGAUUCAUCAAAGAUUGCCCCGAUGGGAUGCUGACGGAAGAGGGUUUCAACAGCAUGUACAAGCAGUUCUUUCCACUAGGAGAUGCCAAAGACUUUGCCACUUUUGUAUUUAAUGUGUUUGACCAAAAUAAGAAUGGAAGAAUAGAAUUCAAAGAAUUUAUGUAUGCAUUAUCUGUCACAUCAAGGGGAAACGUGGAAGAAAAACUAGAAUGGGCAUUCCGUCUUUAUGACUUGGAUAGUGAUGGCAAUAUAACAAGGGACGAGAUGCUGGCUAUAGUUUCAGCAAUAUACAAGAUGGUAGGGAAAGGUGUAAAACUUCCAGACGAGGAGAGUACGCCGGAGAAACGCGUGGAUAAAAUCUUCCGAAUGAUGGAUAAGAAUCACGAUGACAUUCUUUCACUGGAGGAAUUCAAAGAUGGAUCCAAAAAAGAUUCAACAAUCACACAGGCGUUGUCAAUAUACGAUGGACUUGUGUAAUGACUAUAAAUGUUUUUUAAACCGAUCACUC